Dioscorea cayenensis subsp. rotundata (Guinea yam) is the source of this 2120-nucleotide messenger RNA. Its product is annotated as probable alkaline/neutral invertase F. The record is from RefSeq and is a predicted model, not a curated record. Lineage: Eukaryota; Viridiplantae; Streptophyta; Magnoliopsida; Dioscoreales; Dioscoreaceae. Gene Ontology annotation, biological process: sucrose catabolic process. The transcript has 5 exons. Gene Ontology annotation, molecular function: sucrose alpha-glucosidase activity; endo-alpha-N-acetylgalactosaminidase activity. The coding region runs from base 187 to 1878 and encodes 563 amino acids.
CGGCGCCGACCUUCGUUUUCCCCCACUCUCACUCCAUUCCCGUUCUCGAAGCUCCUCUUUGGAACCCUAAAACUCCUAUUCAUUGUGAAUCUUCUUCAUUCCAAGAACCUCGUUCUUCAAUCAGGGCACAUUUGGAGAGCUAAUUGAGUUUCUAUUAUCAUAACUGGAGAUAUACCUACAACCACCAUGGACUCACCUCAGAGUAGUGGUCUAAGAAAACUGAAACCAGUUAUUGUGAAACAUGAGGAAUUCGAUUUCUCUAAGCUUGAAGAUAGGCCUAAGACUCUUGGCAUAGAACGUCACAGAUCUUGUGAUGAGAAGGCCAUGCAUGAUCUUUCAGUUAGAAGUCUGUCCGCUAUGCCAUCUUUCAAGAACGGAAGCUCAAGGUCUCAUGAAAAUCUUGAAACUAUACCUUCUCCUGAUAAAAGGUCUGUUAUAAACACUCCAAAGGGAUCUUACUUUUCUGAGGCUUCCCCAUUGAUGGCGGAAGGUUGGGAAGCCCUCCAACGAUCAUUGGUUUAUUUCAGAGGUUUACGAGUAGGGACUAUUGCUGCAUUGGAUCACUCAGAGGAAGCCCUUAACUACAAUCAGGUGUUUGUGAGGGACUUUUUUCCAAGUGCUCUUGCAUUUAUGAUGAUGAAGGAGCCCGAAGUAGUCAAAAACUUUCUUCUAAAAACACUUCGUCUGCAAUCAUGGGAAAAGACAAUUGACCGCUUCAAACUAGGACAGGGGGCAAUGCCUGCAAGUUUUAAAGUUCUCCAUGACCCUGUUCGAAAUCAUGAUACUUUAAUUGCUGAUUUUGGGGAAAGUGCAAUUGGAAGAGUUGCUCCUGUGGAUUCUGGAUUUUGGUGGAUAAUAUUGCUUCAAGCCUACACCAAGUAUACUCAUGAUCAAUCUUUAUCUGAAAUGCCUGAAUGCCAGAAGGGCAUGCGACUUAUUUUGACCCUGUGUCUCUCGGAGGGCUUUGAUACAUUUCCCACAUUACUUUGCGCUGAUGGCUGUUGCAUGAUUGACCGCAGGAUGGGCAUCUAUGGCUAUCCCAUUGAAAUACAAGCACUAUUUUUCAUGGCUUUGAGAUGCGCCUUGGCUUUGCUUAAGCAAGAUGAUGAGGGGAAGGAAUUUGUGGAGCGAAUAACCAAACGCCUUCAUGCCUUGAGCUACCACCUGCGGAGCUAUUUUUGGCUCGAUUUUAAGCAGCUCAAUGAUAUUUACCGCUACAAAACAGAAGAAUACUCCCAUACCGCAGUAAACAAAUUCAAUGUCAUGCCUGACUCUCUUCCGGAUUGGGUUUUUGAUUUCAUGCCUACUCGUGGUGGUUAUUUCAUUGGAAAUGUUAGUCCUGCCAGAAUGGAUUUUCGUUGGUUUUGUUUGGGUAAUUGCAUUGCGAUAUUAUCAUCCUUGGCGACACCAGAGCAAUCUGCUGCCAUUAUGGAUUUAAUAGAAGAGCGUUGGGAGGAGUUGGUUGGUGAAAUGCCCAUGAAGGUUUGUUAUCCAGCUAUUGAAAGUCAUGAGUGGCGAAUAGUCACAGGGUGCGAUCCAAAAAACACCAGGUGGAGUUAUCACAAUGGAGGAUCUUGGCCAGUGCUUCUCUGGCUUCUAACUGCUGCAUGUAUCAAAACUGGGCGUCCUCAAAUAGCAAGACAUGCAAUUGAGCUCGCAGAAGCAAGGUUGUCGAAGGACAACUGGCCAGAAUAUUAUGAUGGGAAGCUUGGGAGAUACAUAGGGAAGCAAUCCCGGAAGUUACAGACAUGGUCCAUUGCUGGUUACCUGGUGGCCAAGAUGAUGCUUGAGGAUCCAUCACACAUAAUAAUGGUAUCCCUUGAGGAAGACAAGCAAAUGAGACCCCCUCUCAAGAGAUCAUCUUCAUGGUCCAGCUGAUCCUUCAUAUUAAGCCGCCUCAAACAGAUGCCAACAAAACAAGAUGAAAAUUGAUGGAUAGGAUUGAUAAGUAAAAAUGAAAAGUAGAAAACUGAUUCAAACACUAGAUUGCUCUGCAUUUAAUUGAAUAUAUCAACUCAGCUCAGUAGAAAAAGAGAUGGUGGAUGGAAAUUUUGUUGUUUUGAGCUAUUAAACGCUAGUGCCAACUAAAGGGUCUUAGUUUUGUUCCUUCUUUAUUUCUA